Molecule: messenger RNA, 1685 nt
Organism: Sinocyclocheilus anshuiensis
Lineage: Eukaryota; Metazoa; Chordata; Actinopteri; Cypriniformes; Cyprinidae
Product: serine/threonine-protein kinase PRP4 homolog
Exons: 4
Coding region: 81-1685 (534 amino acids)
Source: RefSeq, a predicted model, not a curated record
CGCACGCGCUCCACUUCGCUCUAGCCCUCCUCAUAAUCUCACUGCAGAAGAAGAACACAGCGGACCGCUGCUGAAACAAAAUGGCCGAUGUGGAAAUGGAUUUACGGAGCAAGAGGCUUAAUAACGGGCCAGAGGAUUUGGAGAGGCCAGAGAAGAGUGGAAAUGAGGAUGAAAAUGGUGACAUGUCUGGAGAGGAUGAAGAGGAGGUUGAGGAAGAAGCGGAGGUGAAUGGAGAGAAGCAGGACAGCGGUUCCAAACACCACAGCAGUGGCAGCAAACACAAGAAAAAGAAACACAAGCACCGUAGCAAGCACAAAAAACACAAACAUGCGUCUGAGGAAGAUAAGGACCGCAAACGGAAACAUAGACACAAACAUAAGAAGCACAGACGCAAAGAGGAGCCAUCCUCCUCACCAUCUGGGGCCAUCAACAGGAGGGCUGUGGAUGGCUCUCCAUCACUGGGCAGUGCAACCCUGGAUGACAAGGCGCUUCUUGAAGACCUGGAGAAACAACGAGCACUGAUUAAAGCUGAGCUGGACAGCCAGCUGAUGGAGGGGAAGGUUCAGUCAGGAAUGGGCCUGAUUCUACAAGGUUACAAUUCUGGCUCAGAAGAGGAUGGAGUGAAACAGCGGGCACGUAAUGGGGAGCAACGGCAAAGAACCAGUGGGGGCAGAACCCGCUCACCUAGGGACCAGAUAAGCAGGGGGGUUAGAUCCAAACGGGACUCAACGGACACCAGCAAACCAAGCGUUAAACGGCGCAGCCGCUCUCUCUCGAGAGUUGGUAAGGAUGCUAAGCUUGAACGAAUGACCAAAAUUGUGAAAGAGACUGUUAAGGAGCGUAGCAAGUCCAAAGAGAAAAAACGCUCCCGGAGCAGGGACAAAUCCAGGGAGCAUUUGAGGAAAUCCCAGUCCCCGUCUACAAGAAGACGCUCUGCGGAGAGAAAGUCAGACCAGAAGGGACGUUCUGAUCGGCGUUCCUCUCCCCAUAUAGAUGAGAAGCGGGAACAAGUCACACAGAGAUCAAACUCACGAGGACGCAAGAGCCGGUCACGAGAAAGACGAUCUCAUUCUAAAGAUGCCCGGCUGGGUCGCUCGGAGACAGACAGAGAAAAGAGGCCUGGAAAGUCUCCGUCCAAAGACACCUCAUCUGGGAAAGAGAAUCGGUCUCCUCAUCAACGUCGAGCUCUUAGCCCUCAACGUCGACGCAGUUCCUCCCCUCGCCAUAGGGACCGCCAGCCCAACCAGCCCCCAUCGGGUUCUGCAGACCGGAGUUCCAAACUGAGCCACUCGCCGUCUAGAAACAGGUCACCAGUCAGGAGAGGACAAAGUCGCUCAAAUGAGCGCCGGAGAGAUUCUCCCUCCAGGAAGCGUCCUCGUGUGGAUGGAGCUGGGAGAUCAUGGGAAACGAGUCCAGCGCGGCGCAGAGUGAGCCGCUCACCACUCAGACGUUGGUCUGUAUCACCACGGCGACAGUCUCGCUCCUCACCCAGAAGACGAAGUCGAUCGCCCCUGAGACGCAGGUCUGCUGAAAGGGACCGGUUUGGCCGCUCCAGACCACGUCGAUCCACCUCCAGAGAGCGUGAGAGGAGGAGGCGGCGGCGAAGUCGGGAUGAAGACAAGUUCAAAGGCAGUCUGUCAGAGGGUAUGAAAGCAGACAAAGACUCCUCCUCUGAAGAAGUGUGA